AUGGAGUCCGAAUAUACCAACGACGAGUACACCAUCGGAUGGAUUUGCGCUCUUCAAGAGGAAUUCGACGUAGCCACAGCCAUGUUCACCGAGGAACAUGGACUCCCACAGUCUCUACCUAAGGAGGAUAACAACGCUUAUAUGCUAGGACAAAUUGGCCACCACAAGGUUGUCAUGGCAUGCCUCCCUGUCGGCCGGAUGGGUACUAACCCGGCUGCCGUUGUCGCUGAUAGUAUGCGGCGGACUUUCAAGUCUCUCCGUUUUGGUUUGUUGGUUGGUAUCGGUGGAGGUGCUCCUAAACCGUUUGUGGGGAAGGAUGUGAGACUAGGAGAUGUGGUUGUUUCCGUGCCUAAAGGGGCGUAUGGAGGGGUGGUGCAAUACGACUUUAGGAAACUAGAGGCGGGGAAAAACGGAUUUACCCAUCGCGGGCAUUUGUGUUCUCCUCCGGAGAAAUUGCUCACGAAUCAGAGUUGGGGGGAGUUGAGCGACGAGUACGAGUAUCCGGCGGUCGGGGAUAAGCUAUUUCAAUCGGACUAUAUUCAUGAUGGUUCGAAGGCGGUUGGGUCUGGAAGUUUUGCUACGGAUGACUGUGCCCACUGCGACGAAGGAAAAUUAAUCACCGGCAGGAAGCAACGGAAGGACAACAUACCAGUCGUGCACUUGGGUACGAUUGCGUCUGGAAAUUUUGUCAUUAAAGAUGCCACAGUGAGGGACUAUAUCGACGAAUGCUACGACAAUACGGUUCUAUGUUUUGAGAUGGAGGCAGCAGGCCUCAUGAACACCUUUCCAUGCCCCGUCGUCCGAGGCAUCAGCGACUAUGCCGAUUCGCAUAAGAAUGACGGCUGGCGAAACCGUGCGAUUGCGGCCGCAUCGGUCUAUGCGAAAGCCCUUAUCACUAUAAUAAGUCCUGAAGAUGUUGUCGAAUUGCCUAAAGUUAACAAGUUAAUGGCGGAGUUAACUCUUACGGUUAAAGGAGUGAGCGAAGAUGUGGCAAAGGUCUCCGAACAAGUGCAGGAAGAUCGUGAAGAACGGGAUCGCAAACAGAUACUCGACUGGAUCACUUCGAUUGACUACGACUCUCAACUAAGCGACAUAGUCAAGAAGUCUCAAGAAUGCACAGGUCGAUGGCUACUUGAUUCACCCGAAUACCAAAAUUGGGCAAACGGCGGCAAACAAAUUCUAUAUUGCCCGGGAAUCCCGGGUGCUGGAAAGACAGUUCUCACAUCAAUUAUCAUUCAUGACUUACUUGACAGGUUCUCAGGUACCUCAGGUUUCGGGCUCGCCCUGCUGAGACAGCUCGCGGGCCGCUGUUCGCCUCUACCGAGCGAGGUCAAGCAGCUCUGUAGUACAAACUACAGUCGGAAAACUCGCCCGAGAGAAGCCGAAAUCGUUACUACGUUGCGCGCGAUUACGAAACUAUUCACCAAAUCGUUCAUUAUCGUCGAUGCACUCGAUGAAUGCCAAAAGGCGGAUGGGUGCAGGACGAAGUUUUUGAAUAUAUUGUUCGAUAUUCAAAAGGAAGUCUGUAUUAGCAUUCUUGCUACUUCAAGGAGCGAUGGGGAUAUUUCGAGAUUUUUUUGA
Orbilia oligospora ATCC 24927 is the source of this 1581-nucleotide messenger RNA. RefSeq lists its product as uncharacterized. The transcript has 5 exons. The record is from RefSeq and is a predicted model, not a curated record. Gene Ontology annotation, molecular function: catalytic activity. Bases 1 to 1581 code for a protein of 526 amino acids. Gene Ontology annotation, biological process: nucleoside metabolic process. Lineage: Eukaryota; Fungi; Ascomycota; Orbiliomycetes; Orbiliales; Orbiliaceae.